CACCACAAGAUAAUUGCGAGUAUGUUCGAUCAAUUUUCUACAACCACUGCGAUAAACGAACGAGCGAGCAACGAAAUGAGGAGCGCGGUGUUGGUGGCUGUGGUGGCUGUUGUUGCCGUGCUCGGUUGCACGGGUUGCAACGGGCUCUACUUCCACAUCAAGGAGAAUGAGGAGCGGUGCUUCAUCGAGGAGGUUCCAGAUGAGACCAUGGUCGUCGGCAAAUACAAGACUCAGGCACAGAACCCAGAUGGCACGUUCCAAGAGACCAGCCCCGGGUUUGGCAUUCACGUCGAGGUCACUGACCCCAACGACGACAUUAUCAUGUCCAAGGACUACGAAGCUGAGGGUCGGUUUGCGUUUACGGCCCACGACCCUGGCGAGCACAUCAUCUGCAUGCACACCAACUCUUCUCGCUGGUUCUCCGGCCGCACCGUGCGUGUGCACCUCGACAUCCUUGUUGGCGAGAACACAAACGACUACCGCAUGAUUGCCAAGAAAGAACAGCUGAACACGGUUGAGACGCGCAUUUUCCAGCUCAUCUCGCAAGUGAAGCAGAUUGCAAAUGAGCAGGCGUACCAGCGGACGCGGGAAGCAUCGUUCCGCGCCCUCAGCGAGAGCACGAACCAGCGUGUGCUCUGGUGGUCCAUUGCUCAGGCGGUUGUGCUGCUGUUGACUGCAUUCUGGCAAGUGCGCCAUCUCAAGUCGUUCUUUGAGGCAAAGAAGCUCGUGUGAACGGGAUCAGCCAGCUCUUGUCUCAUAAGCACGGUUUUCCCUUUUCUUCGCCUGUCUGCAGUUUUGAGUGCGUGCAUGUGUGGCUUGACUGACAUCUCGUGUUCACCAUCACGGCACAUCGUACAGUGCUCGCCUGCCGCACCUCCCAGUAAAAACCCACACAUCA
Messenger RNA from Salpingoeca rosetta, 898 nucleotides. Its product is annotated as transmembrane emp24 domain-containing protein 4. The record is from RefSeq and is a predicted model, not a curated record. NCBI's taxonomy places the organism in Eukaryota, Choanoflagellata, Craspedida, Salpingoecidae. The coding region runs from base 22 to 732 and encodes 236 amino acids. Gene Ontology annotation, cellular component: COPII-coated ER to Golgi transport vesicle; endoplasmic reticulum-Golgi intermediate compartment; endoplasmic reticulum. Gene Ontology annotation, biological process: intracellular protein transport; Golgi organization; endoplasmic reticulum to Golgi vesicle-mediated transport. The transcript is spliced from 7 exons.